Molecule: messenger RNA, 994 nt
Organism: Arabidopsis lyrata subsp. lyrata
Lineage: Eukaryota; Viridiplantae; Streptophyta; Magnoliopsida; Brassicales; Brassicaceae
Exons: 1
Coding region: 20-295 (91 amino acids)
Source: RefSeq, a predicted model, not a curated record
AAAAUCGUCUCUUCAAAUAAUGGCGACUCAAACAAUGAAAAAUAUAUACAGUGUUUUGAUGAUCGUACUUUUAUUUACAAUGAUGGUUUCAACAUACGCGAGUACGGUGGAAGUGUGUGUUAAGCAUUGUGUCCCGAAUCAGUGCAUGAAAAUUUCUAAAAAGGUAACUAUUCCUUUAUGUGAGAAUGCUUGCAAAAAGCUCUGCAACCAAAACAAAUUUUCUGAUGAGAAAUACUACACCAUGCCUCCUGGAGACUUAUGCGAGGGAUUUUUUGGGUUACUAUGUAAUAACUGAAACUUAAGAAAUCCGUAAAAUACUUUAUGUGUGUGGUUUCCUAUCUUUAAAUUAAUUAAUAUAUUAUGUAAGCAUCUAAUUUAUUUCUAAUAAUUUAUUUUGUGUCGGUUUCGAUCUUACAAACAAAAUUUGAUUAUUUGAGUUUGAAAUUGUCAAAAGCCAUUAAAUUCUAUGGUGAUGAUCACUUCACGAUUUAUUCACAAAAAACUUUAGAAUUUUGACAUACGUGUGAGACAAACAUUGCUAUAUUACAUGUCCAUAAAUUUGUAAUGUUCCGACUGUCAUUACAUGUUUUCUUUCGGUCAAUUGGCCCAUCUUUGUCCGACGUCAAGUUCGUUAUUUCUGUGACAACUAAAUAAGUUAUCCAUCUCAGCGCAAAUCCGGGUGUUUCGUGAGAAGUCAAAACUCCUACUAAUUAAAAUUGAUUAUCAUUUUAGUAUAGAUGCAAUCAUACGUGGUAUUAUCUCCCCUAGACAUGUUUUGACUACGGUUCAGCUCACUAAUAGGCCACAGCUUUCGGCCGCAAAAAGUUCGAUGCUUUUAUGCUAAUAUGUAACUAGUUAAUUACUUAUAUAUAGUUUGGUAAAUAAUCAAGUUUAAUUUACUCAUUUGUGUAUAUAUUAUUAUACUAAUUUGGAACGAUACAUUGUUUGGAAUAACAAUAGAAACCUACCUUAUUAACAAAAGAAAAAACGGAUA